Esox lucius (northern pike) is the source of this 3466-nucleotide messenger RNA. RefSeq names its product tripartite motif containing 32 (gene trim32). The transcript has 2 exons. Bases 119 to 2173 code for a protein of 684 amino acids. The record is from RefSeq and is a predicted model, not a curated record. Gene Ontology annotation, molecular function: protein binding; zinc ion binding. NCBI's taxonomy places the organism in Eukaryota, Metazoa, Chordata, Actinopteri, Esociformes, Esocidae.
UAGAUGCGGUGGGGAAAAGUGUUUGCUGGCGUUACGUCUGCGUCGCAGUCUCGCUAUAGAAGCAGUAGCAGCAACACCACACAACAGACAGACCUGAUAUUCAAACUAAGGUGUGAACAUGAUGACGGUAGCUUCACCGACUCUGGAACCGGACCUACUCCGGGAAGUCCUUGAGUGCCCCAUCUGCCUGGAGACUUACAACCAGGAGCAGCUGCGUCCCAAGCUUCUGCAGUGUGGCCACACUGUGUGCACACAGUGCCUGGAGAAACUGCUGGCUAGCACCAUCAACGGUGUGCGCUGCCCCUUUUGCAGCAGGGUGUCCCGCAUGAGCAGCAUCACCCAGCUGGCAGACAACCUCACUGUGCUCAAGAUCCUGGACUGUGCCAACUCCUGCACAAACUCUGACGCACUCAUGUGUAAAUCCUGCCGGAACCGCCUCCCUCGACAGUACUGCCUGGACUGCAGUACAGUACUCUGCAACCUCUGCAAAGGUGAGGGACACCAACAGCAGGGCCAUGCUGUUCAGCCCAUUCGGAUGGCUGCUGAGCAGCGUCGGAAAGAUCUGGGCAAUAAGCUGUUGUCCCUCCGUGAAGCUAUAGACCACAUCCAGAAGAAGAAGGCGGCUAUCGACAGUAUGGCAAAGAAUAUGCGGGUCAAGUACCGAGCUGUGCAACAGGAGUAUGGCCGGGCUGAGCUGCGUCUGCAGGAGGAGCUUGGCCGCCAGCGGCGGACUUUCGCCGCGUCCCUGGCUGAGGUGGAAAAGCUGAACGGACAGAUCCUGGAGGAGCAGACGUACCUGCUGAACUUGGCCGAGGUGCAGGUUAUAUCCCGCUGUGAAUACCUCACCAUACAGGUGAAGCAGAGCGACAUAGCCUUGCUGGAGGAGGACGGAACAGGCAGCGUUGAGGAGGAGCUGGACCUGAGCAGCCUUGACCUGCCUACACUGCUCAAACUCCAGGACCCCGAGCUUGUUAUGAUAGAACAGCCAGAGUCCCUGGGCGUGGCCCAGCUAACCACCAAGCCUUGCACCAUGAAUGCUGAUGAGGAGGAAGGGCUGCUGGAGUUUGGAGUUGUGUCUGGUGGUGGUGCCAUGUGUGGGAAGGUGAGGGCUGCAGGGCCCCUGGAUGUGUACAGAGACAUUCACAUGGUUAUGUCUCUUGAAGAGGCUGUGUGUGCCUCACCAGGCAGCUUUAAGUCUAAGUCCAUGGAUGAAGGGGGACCCUCUUCGCCCGGUGGUGCCGUGGCCAAGACGGACCCUGGGCCACAGCACUGUCAAUUUGUAAAGAAGAUGGGUUGCAAAGGCAACCUGCCAGGGAUGUUCAACCUGCCGGUUAGUAUCUGUGUCACCCCGCAGGGCGAGGUCCUGGUGGCCGACCGGGGCAACUACCGCAUCCAGAUAUUCAACCGCAAAGGAUUCCAGAGGGAGAUCCGCCGCAACCCCAGCAGCAUAGACAACUUUGUGCUGAGCUUCUUGGGAGCUGACCUGCCCAACCUUAUCCCACUGUCUAUUGCCAUUACUCCUCAGGGCCUCAUCGGUGUCACUGACAACUAUGACAACUCAGUCAAAGUGUACACUACUGAUGGCCACUGUGUGGCCUGCCACAAGAACCAGCUAAUCAAGCCCUGGGGUAUUGCUGCAUUGCCCUCGGGUCAGUUUGUUGUUUCAGAUGUUGAGGGUGGCAAGCUCUGGUGCCUGGCAGUGGACCGCAAUGUGGGUGUGGUCAACUACAACCGCCUAUGCUCAGCUGUGCGGCCAAAGUUUGUGACAUGCGACGCAGCUGGCACUGUUUACUUCACCCAAGGGUUGGGACUGAACAUCGAGAACCGCCACAAUGAGCAUCACCUGGAGGGGGGCUUCUCCAUCGGCUCAGUGGGUAUGGACGGUCAGCUGGGCAAACAGCUUAGCCAUUUCUUCUCGGAGACGGAGGACUUCCGUUGCAUCACAGGCAUGUGUGUGGAUGCCAAUGGGGACCUGCUGGUGACUGACAGCGGCAGGAAGGAGAUCCUGCAAUUCCCCAAAGAGGGAGGCUUCAAUGUGCUCAUCCAGGAGGGACUGACCUGCCCUGUGGGCGUUGCCGUCACGCAAAAAGGACAGCUGAUGGUGUUGGACUGCUGGGACCACUGUGUGAAAGUCUACUCGUACCUACAAAGAAGACGUUCCUCCACCUGCUAGGGAAAGACACUACAAAUCCAAUAGUGUCCUUGUGUGUGAAGACAGUAGGAAACUGUCAAUAUGUCACUUUAAUAAUAAUGGCUGCAUUCCAAACAACUAUUGUUCUUCCAUGAUCUGAUCUCUGGUAAUGUUUAGUUCAUAAUAAGCCACUAUUUUAUUCAAUGACCCCAAGGAAGUGGAACUGGGUAGGAGCAAACUGGAACCAAUACUGUAUCUAUAUACCAUUCACGCUGCCUCAGUGGAAUUUAUGGAUCACUGCACUAAAGCCUGCAAUAAUGCAUUAGUUGUUGUCACAUUCGGGGUAGGGGAAACCAUGUAAAUCAACAUGUGAAACUGUUAUAUGUCAAAUGAUAUACUGUAAAACAAAUGGCGUGUGACAGUUACUAAGCCAGCUAAUGAUGUGGUAAAAAAUACAAAAAUGAGAGUGUGAAUUAGAAUGCUUAUUAUAUAAUGUCUUUGGAGUUGCUAACUGGAGUUUUGUACUCCCACGGCCUCUGUCUUCAACCUGCCAAUGAGUGAAGCCUACAAAUCUAGGAUCACUGCAUCUUUCCUCAAGGCUAACUUUAACUACUACAAAAAAUAUUAAAUUACCUUGGAUCAGUUUCCAGGGGCACCUUCUUACUAUUCUGUAACUUCCGACUACAUAUCCGUGGUUUGCAUAACAAUAAACCUUGUUUAUUAUUCUGAAGUGAAAAAUAAACAAAAUAAAAUGAAUAGAUAAAAUUCAGAUGAGGUGUUAUUUGUUCAGGGACUGUUGUUUAUUUCUUACUAUAUUUGCUGAUUAAUUAAAGGAUUUAUGUGUUAGAUUUCAUGGACGGCUAACUUUGUUAAUGCAACAGCCUGUCACUAGCAAUUUCUAUUUCAAACUUAACUGACAUAUUACUACAUAGAUUACAAACCUUACUUUUACAUGAUUUACAGUAAAAAAAAGACAACUUUGAAGACAAAAAAAUCAAGUGUCCUUGUUUUAAUGUGAUGAUCAACAAGCCUGUUCGGCUCUCUCUCAGAACGGUGAUUGUUCAAUAGACUUAACUGGAGGUUAUCUGUCUAUGUAUUUCAUUACAUUUAAUAGCCUAUUUCCUCUUUGUAGGUUAUUUGUAAAUAUUGGGUCCUCUCUUCUUUUUCUGUGUUUAGCAAACCUUGGUGUCUUUAAGACGUUUUGCCUUUUGUGGGAGGCUGUAACUUUAAAAUAUGUAACUAUCACAUUAGAUGAGUUUCUGUGUAAUGUGUGUCGCAAUUUCAUGUUUGUAAUGUUGAUUACCUAUUAAGUGCAAUAAAUCCAUCAUUGAUAAA